AUGCCACCCACUGCUGCUGUCAAAUCUGCUCGAUCUUCCAUAUAUGGUUGGACCAAGAAGAGAUCGGUAUCACCAUCCUCUUCAUCGCAGCAAUCUACCUCUCAGCCAAAAGCCAAGAUGACUCAACAGCCUCAGCAUCACUAUUCGCAACCUGCUAUGCCAGCUCCUAGGAGGCCGGAGGAAAGCCCAUAUUUUGAGGAGGAUUACAGUGAUGAGAUCAUUGCUUACAUGCACUCUAUGGACAACUCUACCCUUGCCUCUUCCGAAUUCAUGGACAUGCAACCUGAACUCCAAUGGUUCAUGCGACCUUACCUCAUUGAUUUCCUCAUCGAAGUUCACCAACAGUUCCGUCUCCGUCCCGAAGUCCUUUACCUCGCCAUGAACAUUGUCGACCGAUACGUAUCGAAGCGUGUGGUCUACAAGAAGCACUACCAGCUUGUUGGAUGUGCCGCUCUCUGGAUAGCAGCUAAAUUUGAGGAUGGAAAGGACAAGGUACCACUCGUCAGGGAGUUAGCGGAGAUGUGUUGUAAAGCCUACGACGAAAGUGCUUUCAUCCAAAUGGAAGGUCACGUCCUCUCAACCAUCGGAUGGAACAUUGGUCACCCCUCUGCUGAAGCUUGGUUAAGGAUCAACACCACCGGUCACAACUAUGAAGAUCCCAAAGUCCAGAACAUGGCCAGGUUUCUAAUGGAAAUAACGCUCUUCCACCGUGAAUUUGUUGGUAUCCAAUCUUCCCUCGUCGCCUCUGGUGCCCUCAUGCUCGCUCGUUUCAUCUGUGGUAAAGCUCGAAAACCAGUAGCUCGACAUGAUAACGUUGCUGUUCGAAUCGCCCUCGCUAUCGACAAACACUUUGCCGAGAAAUUAGAAAAUGUCUCUGAGAUUGUUAUCAGGAAAUACGCUCCUACCUAUUACGGACGAUGUUCCACCAUCUGUCGAGAAUGGUACUUAUCAGGUAGAAGAUUUGUUUACAACCCUGAAGCACCUGCUACUCCCGUUUCCACCAACUUGCCUACUCCUGGACUUGCACCUUCCGGAUCAGGUGGAUGGCCUUCGAAACGAGGUUCAUGGGUCACUGGUUCACCUGGUGGAUCCAUCUCUUGCGCUUCGUCUGAAGCGGGUGAUGAUGCUCCUCUCACACCGAUCACACCUAUUCAUUCUCACAACAUCGAUCCAUUCUCUGUCGCCUCCAAGGAAAACAUCGCACCUGCUGUAUAUGGCUCGAACCCCUCUGCGAGCAUAUCGAAAGAUUCAGUAUCAAGUGUUAACGUCAGUGUCACAACGGCUAAACCAUUACCUCAGCCUCCUGUUUACACCCGUCCGGCUUUACAUGCUUUACCGCCUGUGGGAGAUUUGUCAUUACCGAAUCGAUCGAUGAGACGACUCAGCAAUUGA
Messenger RNA from Kwoniella mangroviensis CBS 8507, 1392 nucleotides. RefSeq lists its product as uncharacterized. The record is from RefSeq and is a predicted model, not a curated record. Lineage: Eukaryota; Fungi; Basidiomycota; Tremellomycetes; Tremellales; Cryptococcaceae. Gene Ontology annotation, cellular component: spindle pole body; cytoplasm; nucleus. The transcript is spliced from 2 exons. Gene Ontology annotation, molecular function: cyclin-dependent protein serine/threonine kinase regulator activity. Bases 1 to 1392 code for a protein of 463 amino acids. Gene Ontology annotation, biological process: regulation of cyclin-dependent protein serine/threonine kinase activity; mitotic cell cycle phase transition.